This is a messenger RNA of Leptomonas pyrrhocoris, 1265 nucleotides long. RefSeq lists its product as hypothetical. The record is from RefSeq and is a predicted model, not a curated record. The coding region runs from base 195 to 1265 and encodes 356 amino acids. The transcript has a single exon. Lineage: Eukaryota; Euglenozoa; Kinetoplastea; Trypanosomatida; Trypanosomatidae.
AGGAAAUCGUCUUCAACCCUCGCGAAAGACCGGGGCUUGUUCCGCCACGCUCCGCUUUUCGAUGCCCGUGAAGCACGCGUCCCUCAACGCACACUCCUGCAGCGCAUAAAGGGAAAAUCAAAAGAAAAAAAAAACCGCGGCCAAAGCAAUCGUGUCUCUAGCAUAAACGUAGACUUUUCUUUUGUUUUCGAACGAUGCGCUAUCGUCAGUCGAACCCGCGGUACCAAGGCGGCGAUCAGCGGGCGAAGGAGCUCGUCAACAAUAAUGACGUUCUCAGCACCCAAGAGCAAGAGGAGGUCAUCGCGUACUUCGCGCGGUCGUUGCGGAGCAGCUCCCAGUUCCUCAAAGUUGUUGUCUGCCUUCACGCCCUUGUCGCCCUCGUGUACCUCGUUCUCUUGCUGAGCGGGUCGCUAAUGUUCGAUCUGGAGGUGGACCACGCAACGACGGCGAAGCUGCUCGAGGUCGCGCUGCAGCAGCGGCGGGUGCGCACGGCCGCUGCAGAGAUCAACACCGCCGCCGUAACGCCGUCGCCGAUCUCUCCCGCUGAGCUGCAGGCCACGCAGGAUCCCCUCGCCGUGCUUGCGGCGCUCGACGCGCAGCAGCGCGAUGCAAAUCGCAGGUUCACGCAAGACUACCUGGCGCGUCGCAGCGGCUCUCUCUCCGGUACGUCCAUGACGGUCGCGAACGUCAUGUCGGUGGUGGUGAUGCUGUACAGCGCCGGCCUGCUGUUGUGGGCUGCGUGGAGUGGCUACAUGGCGUGCCGCCUGCUGCGCGUAAAUGUGGAGGACCUGACGAGCACCGCGCCACGUGACCUUGGCGCAUCUCUUGCGGCUAAGCGGGAUAACAACGUAAUCGGCAACAGCAUCGACCCCGCACACGCGACUCCUCCAACAGGCACAGCACAAAACCCAUUAGCAGUACGAUCAACACGGGCGAAGCUGCUGCGGCUGCGGCAGCGUGUUCACACCGAUCCCCCCGUCGCCCAGUACGUCAUCGCCGCCCUCGCAGCUGCGGCCUCGCUCUUUUGGCUCGGUGCGCUGCUGCGUCGUCAGCUAGCGAUGCGAGGUGCGUACGCCGAGGCUGGUCUGCCGCCGCCGUCGGUGUUCGCUGGUCACGGCGUAACAGGGGCGUUGCUGGAGUACGUGCUCGCCCUGUGGCAGCCCGUCUUCCACCUUGCCAUCGGCCGACUUCUCCGCUCCAUGCUGGACACGAAGGAGAACUUGACCGCGCUGUCAAAGAUGAAGUACCGCUUUGAAAAGGUGUAA